Molecule: messenger RNA, 969 nt
Organism: Eremomyces bilateralis CBS 781.70
Lineage: Eukaryota; Fungi; Ascomycota; Dothideomycetes; Eremomycetales; Eremomycetaceae
Exons: 4
Coding region: 1-969 (322 amino acids)
Source: RefSeq, a predicted model, not a curated record
AUGGUCCGAGGCAAGGAGCACAUCGAGAUCGACGUGGCGGAAUUGGACAGCUGGGAUGCGCCCUUACACGGGGUACCAUCUCGAGUAUAUGAGCGGUUAAGACGGGACGAGCCGUCGGCGCAGGAGAAGGCACGAACCGGGCAGGUAGUCCCGUCUACGGAGCGUGGCCUAGACGAGGGAGAAGCAGUAGAUAUUCGAGAAGUGCUGGCUACGUUAGGUCAGGGGGACGAUAUCGAGACUAGCCAGGAGGUAACAGAAGAAAUGGAACAGGGCGAUGCUACCGAUAGGGAUAGGGAUAGGGUCCUUGGCGAUGCUGCAGUCCCCGUUCAUGAAACCAGUUCAUCUGGCAUAUUCGCACUAGAUAAGGGACCGGAUAUCGCGAACGGGGAGAAGUUACAGUACGUUCGUGACGCACUAGGCCAACAGGAUCCGGGUAAUAAACGACGGGGUGGGACGGCAGAGGUGCGGCGUUGGAACGGUGCCGAGCCGUAUAUCGUGGUAAACCGGGGCGAGGACUUUGCCGAUCCGUUCGAUGCACGGUUUUUCGCAAAGACGUUCCCAACGCUGUUCCCUCUCGGUCGUGGGGGCCCACUUCAGGCGGAUAAGAGCAUCCAGGACGUCGCUGGGGCGAGGGACCGUCACGGUGGUCGAUUCGCGUUAUACCACAUCUUUCCCUUUCUUGUUUUUAAUGUAGGCGUCCGGUCAAGGAAUCGCCGUGCCAGUAUGGCGAGUGUCGCAAGGAAAGAUUUCCCCGCAGUCGAGUGUAUCGCUCUUAAGGAGCCUAUCGCUGUAUGGAUAUCGCCAGCCGAUGUCGAGGGAGAGUCGUUUAAGCAUGCGGCGCAAGAUCCAGUCCCUCAUCAUUCGGGAUGGUAUUCCGGCAAUCUGGUUCACGCUGAAUCCGAACGAUAUAACCAAUCCGAUCAAGCUCCGGCUUGCUGCGUAUCGGACCCGGGAUCCAGAGGUGGCUGA